AUGCCACUUACUGAGGACUUCAAACCCAUCACUUUGAAAGAUACGAACCUGUUCAAGCCAUUAUAGCAGCAAUCGGCGAAAGCGUCGUGGGACACAGGACAGUGAUGUGCCUGCUCAGCAAAAUGCGUGCGCAUCCUGCAGGAAACGCGCCCAACAAAGACGGGGCUAUUGAAAACUACGGUCAGCGUUCCAAGAAGCCAGGGGAACCAUGAUCAUAACGGAAGGUAUACCUUCGCCUGACUGUGGUGGUUACAGACUCCUCGUAUAUGUCCUGAAGAGCAGCUUGCGGAAUGGACGAAGAUUUUUGCCAAGGUUCACGAGAACAAGUCCUUUAUCUGGCCCCAGCUUCGGGUGUUGGGGAGACAGGCCUACCCCGAUGCCCUGAAACGCAACGGCUUGCGUUACGGCUCUGUCUCGGAUGAGGUAUACAUGAACGCU
Lachancea nothofagi CBS 11611 is the source of this 438-nucleotide messenger RNA. NCBI's taxonomy places the organism in Eukaryota, Fungi, Ascomycota, Saccharomycetes, Saccharomycetales, Saccharomycetaceae. The record is from the annotation of a GenBank genome assembly.